This is a messenger RNA of Fusarium venenatum, 984 nucleotides long. RefSeq lists its product as uncharacterized. NCBI's taxonomy places the organism in Eukaryota, Fungi, Ascomycota, Sordariomycetes, Hypocreales, Nectriaceae. The record is from RefSeq and is a predicted model, not a curated record. Gene Ontology annotation, cellular component: plasma membrane.
AUGACAACAAGUUUAUUGACAGGGGCUGCUUUCGGCACUGGUCUUACCCUCUCGGGCGUUGCAAACCCACAAGUCAUCAGGGAUCAGUUCAGCCUCUCCGACUUCCACAUGCUCGCCACAUUUAUCACUGCAUCCGCCACGAGUGCUGUCAUCUUUACAACCUACAACAAGAACAAAUCCUCCGAUGACAAAAUUCCCAUCAAACUACCUUCCAAUCACGGCUGGCUCGGAUCCUACGACGGCAACAUCAUUGGCGGGGCUAUACUCGGUCUGGGGAUAAGUUUAACCGGUGCAUGUCCUGGGACUGUUCUCGUGCAAGCCACGGCUGGUGUUGGACACAGCCGGUUACUCGCCUGCACUUCUCUCCUUGCAGGGGUCGCCUGGGUCAAAGUCAAGCCAUUGGUAUCCAAGCCGCAGUCGCCGACGAGCGGCGCCGAGAAUAACAACGUUAUGCUUAUUACCGGAUGGUCGGCGAACAAAGUCCUUAUCGCGUACGAGAUUACCUUGCUUGGUAUCCUCGCUGCGAUAUUGGCUGUCGCGCCGCGUAGUGAGACAUUACUGCAUCCGGUUGUCGGCGGCCUUCUUAUCGGCGUUGGACAGCUUUCUUCUGUCCUUUUCACCAACAAGCCAGUUGGUGUCAGCGGUGCCUACGGAGAGUUUGGAAAUAUCUUUUGGGACUUGGUCAGUGGGAAGACGCUCAAGUCAAUCCCCGAGAGUAUUCUAUUCGCCGGUGGAGUUGUGGCGGGUUCUUGGUUGACCAUCACCCAAGUCCCUGCUAUUCGGGAGGCAAUGGUUAGCAGCCAGGAGCAAUCUUUGCCAGGUCUAAUUAUCGGAGGAGUUCUUUUGACUUUUGGUGCGCGUAUUGCUGGUGGGUGCACCAGUGGUCAUGGGAUCAGUGGGAUGGCGAGUAUGGGAGUGAGCUCCUUCAUCACCAUUGCAUCCAUGUUUGGCGCCGGAGUGCUGUUCAGAGCAUUUUUUCCGUGA